This is a messenger RNA of Serinus canaria (Common canary), 928 nucleotides long. Its product is annotated as keratin-associated protein 9-4-like. Gene Ontology annotation, cellular component: intermediate filament. The record is from RefSeq and is a predicted model, not a curated record. NCBI's taxonomy places the organism in Eukaryota, Metazoa, Chordata, Aves, Passeriformes, Fringillidae. Gene Ontology annotation, molecular function: structural constituent of cytoskeleton. The coding region runs from base 323 to 928 and encodes 201 amino acids. The transcript has 4 exons.
GGGUUAGGCUCUGCUGCAUUCUUGGAGGCCAGGAAAACAAAUCCUGGCAUUAAGGAGCUGCAAGGACGAGCCUUGCAAAGCUCAGGAGCUCCUGCAAAGCUGAGCUCAGCCUGGGUUUUCACCUUGGCAGAGCUGCAGGAAUAAAUUUGAGCCUCGAAACUCUGAAAUGAGAGGAAUCCAGGACCAAACAACGGCGGUCACGUGCUGGUGAGAAAAGGCCUGGUGGUCCAGCCGGGGAUAUAAAAACCAUUCCUGACUCAGGGAGCUUCCAGCAGGUCCUGUUGGCUUCUCCUCGGUGAACUGAGUCCAGCCCAGCCGCAAGAUGUCCUGCGAGAAAACCGUGUGCGCCGAGCCCUGCCCCGACCCGCGGGCCGCCGCCUGCAACGAGCCCUGCGUGGUGGCCUGUCCCGACUCGCGGGUCAUCAUCUUCCCGCCACCCGUGGUCGUCACCUUCCCGGGGCCCAUCCUCACCACGUACCCGCAGGAGACCGUGGUGGGCUCCACCGAGUCGGCCGAGCUGGCCGGGGUGCUGGAGGCUGGCGUGCCCAUCGGGACAGGCCAGAAGGGCCUGGAGUGCCUGGAGACCUGCUGCGGGCCGCAGUUCGUGGCCAAGUGUGACCCCCCGUGUGUCACCCAGUGCGCCCCGCCCUGUGUGGCUCCGUGCGCUGUCCCGUGUGCCACCAAAUGUGCCCCGCCCUGUCCCCCGCCCUGUCCCCCGCCCUGUCCUCCGCCCUGUGCCCCGCCUGUCCCCCCCUUGUCCCCCACCCUGUCCCCCGCCUUGUGCCCCACCCUGUCCUCCACCCUGUCCCCCGCCUUGUCCCCCACCCUGUGCCACCAAGUGCGCCACCAAUGCGUGCCCGAGCGCUCCUACACCUUCUCCACCCGCUGGAAGCACCCGUGCCAGAGGGGCCUCUGCAAGAAGAUCUGA